AUGGAAUCUUGGACGCAUCUGAUUCGUUUUGUAGCGGUCGAAGAUGGUAAAAUCCAUCUGGGCCAACUCGUCGACUCGAAUCGCGAUGUCGGCGAGGACUCCCGAAAUGGAUAUCCAAUCCAUGCACGUCUCAUCGAAGGUUCUAUCUACGACGAAAAAGACACGCAGUCACUCAAAGUUUGCUUCCAGCUGUUGUCGCCGAUUGAUCCAAAAUCAUGUCCUUUCAUUCGUUGUAUUGGACUCAACUAUAAACUUCAUGCAAAGGAAGCGAAUUUUCCAAUUCCUACGGUUCCCGCGCUUUUCUCAAAGCCACGAACGGCGAUUUCUAAUCCAUAUCCCGAAACAAUCAAUAUACCAAAGUGUGCCCAGGAUGGUACGAGUGAUUAUGAGGCCGAACUGGUCAUUGUGAUUGGAAAAUCUGCUCGAGAUAUCACCGCCGAGCAAGCACCCAAUUUUAUUCUAGGGUACACGGCAGCCAAUGAUGUUUCAGCGCGAGCCAUACAAAUGAAAAGCGCAAUGCCUUGCUUUUCAAAGGGAAUGGAUUCAAGCUGUCCUCUUGGGCCUUGCCUGGUAUCCCCUACUGCUAUCCACGACCCUCAGGAUCUGUCAAUCGGCGCAACCUACAACGGUGUGACAGUUCAAAAUGGAAAUACCAGUGACAUGGUUUUUGGAGUAUAUCAAUUGGUAGCCUAUUUGUCUCAAGGGACUACUCUCGAACCCGGAUCAAUCAUUCUGACCGGAACUCCGCAGGGAAUCGGAUAUUUCCGAUCUCCUAGAAUAUUUCUAGACGAUGGAGAUGAUAUUCGGGUUCAUAUUGGAAAGAUCGGCACUCUAAUAAAUAGAGUACACUAUGAGUAG
Molecule: messenger RNA, 858 nt
Organism: Penicillium cosmopolitanum
Lineage: Eukaryota; Fungi; Ascomycota; Eurotiomycetes; Eurotiales; Aspergillaceae
Product: fumarylacetoacetate hydrolase family protein
Exons: 4
Coding region: 1-858 (285 amino acids)
Molecular function (GO): catalytic activity
Source: RefSeq, a predicted model, not a curated record